This is a messenger RNA of Acanthocheilonema viteae, 609 nucleotides long. The record is from the annotation of a GenBank genome assembly. Lineage: Eukaryota; Metazoa; Nematoda; Chromadorea; Rhabditida; Onchocercidae.
AUGAAGUUGUCUUUGUUACAUAAUUAUAUCCGUCGUGCAAUCCGACAUGGAGGAAGUAAAGUGAACAAAACUGAGCCAUUCUCGCGUACUACUUAUGUGAUAAAGGAAUUUCUAAUUCGAUUAGGAAAAUCAAUUGGAAUUUUAUCUGUAGCUGUCGUAUUUAUUGAUCUCAUUGGCUAUCCAGCAAGUAUUACUGGAUCAUCAAUGGAGCCAACGCUACAUGGUAGUAACAAGAAAUGGUGGAAACGGGAUAUUGUCUGGUUAUCACGUUUUGGUUUACAUACACCGAGGAUCGGACAAGUUUACACAUUUAUAUCACCAAAUGAUCCGGAUAAACGUCACAUUAAGCGUAUCACUGCUGUAGAUGGUGACAUAAUCAGGUGUCGUAUUUGCCAAAAAGCGGGCCAAGUUUCUUGGAAAUACCAACCGGUUGCUACUGGAUGGAAUCAGACAACCCUAAUAGUUUCCGGAGGAUUGUUAACAGCUCGGGCUACGCAUAUCAUCUGGCCCCCGAAACGAUGGCGUACCAUUAAAACAGAAAUGUUCGAGCACAGUACUGUCCCUGUUUCAAGACGACAGUCAUUUAUCGGAAUGAAUCUUCCAUGGUGA